UUGUUCUCAUUUGUAGGUCAAUUGACAGCACCCGUACAAAUUACAAUCAAUGUGCAGGAUGUUAACGAUAAUCAACCUCAUUUGGAAGUUUCUGACAAUCAUAUACGGCUAUCCAACAAUAGACUGAUAUCGCCUUUCUUUGUGCAGAUACUAGACGAUGACAGUCCAACAGCGAGUGAGAAUCGCUUGUCUCUUGCUGGUAGCGCUGCAGGCUUUCUUGGGCUAUCCAAAAUAUCAGAAAACCUUUACCAAGUUGAUGUAAUUGGGUUUGCUCCAUCUGGCAAGCAUGAUCUGGAAAUUACCGUAUCCGAUGAUGUGUUUUCCGACAAAGUAACAGUAAAUGUCCAAGCACAGAAUUCUCGCUCCCACGCUCGCUUCAGACGACCAAAAUAUUCAAAAACUGUCACUGCGGAUAAAAUACAUGAGGGAAACCAGCUUCUGCAAGUAGAGUUGGAAGGUGUACCUAUUGAUGAGGCUCGCUUUGUUAUUUUACAAGGAAAUCCUGGUUGGCUAAGCAUUGAUGAUUACGGAGGACGAAUUGGCAUAGCGAAGUUCAUAAAGUAG
Messenger RNA from Cylicostephanus goldi, 564 nucleotides. NCBI's taxonomy places the organism in Eukaryota, Metazoa, Nematoda, Chromadorea, Rhabditida, Strongylidae. The record is from the annotation of a GenBank genome assembly.